AUGAGAAUGGUUAUAGAAAUAAAUAAUAUUUUAUUUAGAAAUCCAGUGAAUAAUGUAAACUAUUAAAUUAAGAGUUUGUUAGUCUAUAUAAUCAAGUAAAUUCUAUAAAUUUUAAGAAGAAUUGUUAUUUAACUUAGAGAGAUUAAAAUUGAUUAAUUAAUAAAUAUUCAAGCAUUUGAAGAUUUCCUUAAGAUAUCCAUCAUUUUAAUUAAGUCUUCUAUUUAUUUAAAAGGAGUGGUAGCAUUAGAGUCAACUAUAAUAACACAUGGGAUGGAAUAUCCAACAAAUGUAUAAACAGCUUUAGGAGUGGAAGAAGAAAUUAGAUCUAAGGGAGCUAUACCAGCAACUAUAAUAAUUAUUUAAGGAAUAAUUAGAGUUGGUUUAAGACCAGAAGAGAUUGAGGAAAUUGGAAAAAAUAAAUAAAAAUAUUAGAAAUGCUCAAGAAGAGAUUUUGCUUAAAUAAUUGCAUAAAAGGGAUAUGGAAGUACAACUGUAGCAGCUACUAUGAUGAUUGCUCAUAUGGCUGGAAUCAAAGUAUUUGUUACAGGAGGAAUUGGUGGAGUACAUAGAGGAGCAGAACAUACAUUUGAUAUUUCUGCAGAUUUGGUUGAAUUAGGUUAAACUCCAGUAGCAGUAAUUUGUGCAGGAGCUAAAUCUAUUUUAGAUAUUCCUAAAACUUUAGAAUAUUUAGAAACAUAAGGAGUUCCUGUAGUAGGAUAUAAAACGAAACAUUUUCCUAAUUUUUUUACUCCAGAUUCUGGAUUAUUAUGUAGUACUAAUUCCAUAAAAUUUAUUAUUCUUUAUUUUGAGUAUUUAACUGUUAGAUUUGAGUUACCAAGAUAUCAUUAUUUUUCCUUAAUUAUAAAUUUUCUUAUUUCAUUUAAUGUAUUAAUUCUUAGUUGA
Molecule: messenger RNA, 903 nt
Organism: Paramecium sonneborni
Lineage: Eukaryota; Ciliophora; Oligohymenophorea; Peniculida; Parameciidae
Source: the annotation of a GenBank genome assembly